UUACUGUUUUCUCUCAAACUCACAGUUUGAUCUUUGGAUAAUGAAAGUAUUCAUUAUAUUAUCGCUCAUUAUCAAAGUGGUGUGUCCCGCAGUUCACAUGCAUCAUGUCUUCGUCUACGGCACACUGAAAAAAGGCCAGCCCAACCACUCUAUAAUAAACAACAGAACCAUUGGUCAAGCCGAAUUCCUCGCUCACGCUCGAACCGUAGAGCGAUACCCACUCGUGAUCGCCACCAAAAACAACUACCCCUUCCUGCUCAAUGUGCCUGGUACAGGUCAGCGCGUCCACGGCGAGCUCUACUCCGUAGACCAGAAGAUGCUGGACUUCCUGGAUGAGUUUGAAGAAUGCCCUGAGUUGUACCAGCGCACCAAGGUCCGGCUGGAGGUGCAGGAUGGGGACGGUGACGUAGAAAACACACUGAAGCCUGAAGCGUUUUUGUACAGCAGGAAUAAAUAUGAACCUGAGUGGCUCCAGAAACCAACAUACGAGAAUUAUGAUACGAACGGUGAUCACGGACUGCAAUAUCAUGAGGACACAAGCCCUGAGUAAUGACUGUACAGGUGCUGCCUACCAGGGUCCAAAAUUGACAUUUUACCAACGUGUCAGUGUCACGUCAAUUUACCAUUUAGAUUUUUUGCACUUAUGUGUGUGUUUUCUUAUGAGUAUGUGACUGUUUAGCUGUUUAAUUUAAUUUAUUUUAAUUACAUAUAAGUGACAAAAGUAUCAAAGCCUGGAAGAGCUAUUUUAUUUUAUUUUAUUUUUCAUGUAUGGAAUAUUUCAUAUCACAGAGAAGAAGAAACAAUCCUAGAGAAAUUUUAGAUCAAUCUAGGAUUAUUAUAUAUAUAUAUAUUUAUAUAUAUAUAUUUUUUUCCUUUUCUGCAUUUAAUUUAAUGGCAAGUUUUUGUUAAGUGUUAAUUUUUCGGACCCUGAUUUUUAAUGUUGUAUAUAUUCAGAUGGUAUAUUAAUGUUGUGAUAUAUAAAUAUGUGGUACCAUAUAAAAGUACCAGGGAAGGGAAAAUUUGUAAGGAUAUAUACAUUCAAAUAACUACAAAAGAUUCAACUGUAAAAGGAACUGGGAACAAUCUACUAUAAUAUUUUUAAAAAGUUAUGGAAUCUUAAUCUUGAAUAAAUGUGGUGCACUAGCAAA
Molecule: messenger RNA, 1148 nt
Organism: Cyprinus carpio (common carp)
Lineage: Eukaryota; Metazoa; Chordata; Actinopteri; Cypriniformes; Cyprinidae
Product: gamma-glutamylaminecyclotransferase C-like
Molecular function (GO): gamma-glutamylaminecyclotransferase activity
Source: RefSeq, a predicted model, not a curated record